UCAAGUGUGUGUGAAUAUUCAACGUGACUUCCAGCUGCAGUGAAGGUAAAUGCAGUUGCUUGUGGAUUGUAUAUAAGAAAGCAGCUUCGACUGUCCUCGCGCCCACACACGUCAGAACAGUCCACAAUGAUGAAGUACAUGCUACUCUUGGUACUGGCGGUCGCCGGAAGCCUCGCCCAGGACUACGAGGAAUGCGACGCGUCCAUUUCUGAGCAGUGUCCCACGGAGGAUGGAGAGCUCCCCGUGUACUUCCCGGACCCCAACAACUGCGCCGCGUAUUGCGAGUGCUCCGGCGGCACCGCCUGGCACUUGCUGUGUGGGCCUGGCACGCUCUGGGACGUCGAGAACAACCUGUGCGACUGGAGUGACCACGUCGACUGCCAGGAUCGUCCCAUCGUCCCUCCUCCCAAAUGACUUCCACUGCGGAAACAAGGCAGUGCCUCUCAGGAAAAGCUAUCGGGUUGAGGUUAUUUGAGGAAUUAAAAGUAAAGAUAGA
This is a messenger RNA of Penaeus monodon (black tiger shrimp), 496 nucleotides long. RefSeq lists its product as uncharacterized. Gene Ontology annotation, molecular function: chitin binding. Gene Ontology annotation, cellular component: extracellular region. The coding region runs from base 127 to 414 and encodes 95 amino acids. The record is from RefSeq and is a predicted model, not a curated record. The transcript has 3 exons. NCBI's taxonomy places the organism in Eukaryota, Metazoa, Arthropoda, Malacostraca, Decapoda, Penaeidae.